Messenger RNA from Acanthamoeba castellanii str. Neff, 879 nucleotides. RefSeq lists its product as uncharacterized. The transcript has 2 exons. The record is from RefSeq and is a predicted model, not a curated record. The coding region runs from base 1 to 879 and encodes 292 amino acids. Gene Ontology annotation, molecular function: protein binding. NCBI's taxonomy places the organism in Eukaryota, Discosea, Longamoebia, Acanthamoebidae.
AUGUGGGGUGCCGUUGCCGUCAUCGUUGUCGUUAUCGUGUUUGAGUUCAUCAGGUGGGCGAUCUACAAGCGCACCCACGGCAAGUCAUCGCAAUCCGACACGCUGAUCGGAUCGGUGCGCAACGUGCGUCUCGAGCCACAUGACGCCUUUGUCAGCGCGUUCUACGGACAGCCGCACACCGCCGGAUUCAUGUUCACCUGGGAUCCGCCGACCAAUGGAUCCGGCGCCGGGUACUCCAUGAGCUACAGCUACUCCAUCACGGAUCCUUCGGGCGACAAGACGCCCCAAGCCACCGUCGGCAGCAACGUGGCUUUCCUGCCGACGCCGCUCAAGGACGGCACCUACGCGAUCACCAUCGCGGCCAGCAAUCAGUUUGGCACGGGACCGUCGGCGACAUUCAACGGAACGCUCGACUUGAAGCCCCAACCCUUCCCCGCCAACGCCAUCCGGUACGUGCCACCCGGCGGCAGCGUCAGCCACCCGACCGCGGGCUACUACUUUGAGUGGGACGCGGUGCCCACCGGCGAGGACGCGACGGCUUCCGUGUCCUAUCCGGACGGAUCGGGUGUGUAUCUGGCUCCGGGCACUUGCGGCACCUUUUCCAACGUGGCCUCGACGUGCUCGCCAAACUCCGAUGGCAGUCAGACCUGCGUUAGCGACAUGCAGCCCGUCUAUGGAUCACCGAACCUAAGCAGCCUGCCGGCAUGCACCGCAAUCGGCAUGACCGACAAGUCCAUGCGCAACAUGCCGGUCAACCUCAAGGUCGAUGUGGUGCCUCAGAAUGCGCUCAUUGCGCAGGCCUCGAUGACCGUGGGCACCGUGUUCCCCGGCACGGCACCAGCUAGGGUGACAAACGGCAGAAUCGCCCAACAUCAAUGA